AUGAUUUGGAAUGUUUUCACAUGUGUUGUGCUGUAUGAAUAUGGGCUCAGAAAGACGGAAAUGCCCAGCGCGUUACGACCCUGCUGUUCUAGAGGUUUGACUUUCUCUAUGUUCUUCCAUCUUCAUGCUACUCAUGUACUACCGCCUUUUAUUGGAUUUUCUGUGGUGCAUCUUCCAAAACUAGCCGAUCAUGAAGCUGAAAAUGUUGGGUUUUCUAAACGAAUAGGCGAACCUGGACGAGACGACAUUCACAGUCGACGUCGGGGAACGGAUGGGUUUCCGAUGUCCCGUUCACGGUCCACUGAACGAGUGUAUCUGAGUGCUCUACAUGCAGAGAAAAGUAGAAUUAGUUAUGAGCGACUGGAUACACCGCAAUAUCAAGCACACUGCAGGAAGACCACCGACUCGAUGGUCGUACCACGAACUCUUCACGAAGCGCGUCACGUUGCUAUAAUGCUCUUCGAACCCCUCGCAAGAAUAGAAGCCACUGGGCAGCCAAUGCCUUCUAUCGGAACACUGAAUAUUGUUGCUUUCUAG
Molecule: messenger RNA, 537 nt
Organism: Necator americanus (New World hookworm)
Lineage: Eukaryota; Metazoa; Nematoda; Chromadorea; Rhabditida; Ancylostomatidae
Exons: 3
Coding region: 1-537 (178 amino acids)
Source: RefSeq, a predicted model, not a curated record